This is a messenger RNA of Xenopus tropicalis (tropical clawed frog), 2094 nucleotides long. RefSeq names its product serine/threonine-protein kinase 17A. Bases 768 to 1829 code for a protein of 353 amino acids. The record is from RefSeq and is a predicted model, not a curated record. Gene Ontology annotation, biological process: intracellular signal transduction. NCBI's taxonomy places the organism in Eukaryota, Metazoa, Chordata, Amphibia, Anura, Pipidae. Gene Ontology annotation, cellular component: plasma membrane; endoplasmic reticulum-Golgi intermediate compartment; nucleus. Gene Ontology annotation, molecular function: protein serine/threonine kinase activity; kinase activity; nucleotide binding. The transcript has 7 exons.
AACCCUCAGUCACAUGUCCCCUUCCCGCAGCGCUUUACAGAAAUGUGUCCGUGCUUGUUGCCGGGGGAAGACACACACACACGGGGGGUACCACCCCAAGCCCUUAUUACAAUCCGCCUGUGACUGGCAACGAUCGCUAUCAGCCGGCUCAUGAUAUUGCCAUUAUUUCUUGUUAUCAGCCCCGCCCCAUAUCUGCUUAGCCCCGCCCCUUGGCCCGCUUAGCCCCGCCCCCCACGCUUCCCUUACAGUGAGAGAGUCGGUGGAAGCGCUAGUUUCCCAGUGAGAGAGUGCGGGAGCGGCAGGAGCAGCCUGAGUGGCGCAGCGCUAAUCUGCCCAGCGCGGUAUCGCUCAUUCCCAUUACCUGUUGUGUACAUGGCGGACUAAACUCCCCCCGACCCCCCGACCCCGGACGCCCAUGGCUACAGCGCUAUAUACAGACUCGCUGUGGGAAAGGAAGUAGCGACAACUCAGCCUUUAGUCGCGCUGCUGGCGACUCGGUGCUUCAGAACGUGAUGCGACUGCAGCCUUGCAACAUGUGUGCCUUGCAAAGCCAGCCUUUGGGAGAAUCGCAUACGUUUCCCUACAGACUGUAAUAACUUUCCACAUCGGACGAUCGUUAGAUUUUACAGAUUUUAUUCAUUAGUAUUUUUUUUUUGUAAUCUGAAUGAUAAUUUUCCUCCAGUUUAUUCGCAAAGUCGAUAUUUUUCCCAAAAAAGAAAAAGUCCCGUGUUUGUUGGCAUUUGUGUGCGACUGAAACAUCUGUAGGGAUGAGCUGCCUGCUCAGUCACACACACACCCCCCUCAGGGAAGAGCCGUUCCUCAGCAGCUACAGACUGGUGGGCAAGGAGCUGGGCAGGGGGAAGUUUGCGGUGGUCAGGAAGUGCGUGGAGCUUUCCAGCGGGAAGGAGUACGCCGCCAAGUUCCUGAGAAAGCGCAGAAAAGGCGAAGAUUGUCGCAGCGACAUCAUCAACGAAAUCGCCAUCCUUGAAAUGGCCCGGCUCUCCCCGUAUGUGGUGGAUCUACACGAGGUGUAUGAGACCAACAGCGAGAUCGUCCUGGUCAUGGAAUAUGCGGCUGGCGGGGAAAUCUUCGAGCAGUGUGUGGCCGACCAGGACGAGGCUUUCACCGAGAAGGACGUUGUCCGACUGAUCAGCCAGAUUUUGCAGGGGGUGUUGCACCUACACAGAAGCAACGUUGUUCAUUUAGACUUAAAGCCACAGAAUAUCCUGCUGACGAGUAGCAGUCCCCUUGGGGAUAUUCGUAUCGUAGACUUCGGGCUUUCCAGACAGGUAGACGCCAUAAAGGAGAUCAGAGAGAUUCUGGGAACGCCGGAGUAUGUGGCCCCUGAGGUACUGAGCUAUGAGCCAAUCAGCACUGCAACUGAUAUGUGGAGUGUCGGGGUGCUGACCUACGUCAUGUUAACGGGGGUGUCCCCCUUCCUGGGAGACACCAAGCAGGAGACUUUCCUCAACAUUUCCCAGGUCAAUAUCCAGUACUCACAGGAGGACUUCCAGGGCAUCUCCGAGCCGGCAAUAGACUUCAUUAAGUCUCUGUUAGUCAAGAACCCAAGGAAGAGAAUCCGAGCGGAUCAGUGCCUGAAGCACCCGUGGCUCAAUUCUGCUACUGAGUCGGAACCAUUGAAGGAUACGGCCGUUGAGAAGGAAGAGAGGGAAGCGGAGGUGACGGAGGAAAUCGUUCUGUUGGCUGCUUACACCGUACAUUGCCCCUGCCGGCAGCUGGAGAGCCGGGACUCCCUGGAGAGUGAACUCAAGACCGUGAGGACUCAGUUUAAUGCACUUCAGGAGAUCCAGUCGGAGGUUGUCUGUUAACAAGUCAGUUUCAUGUACUUCGGCUGGAGAGUCAUCACUGGAAAUAGACCUGCUGGGAGGCUCCGCCUUAAUGAGGAACCAGGAGGGGUUUGGCCUUGCCGGGCACUGUAGCCCUACUGCCAGCUUGGGGCACUUCCUACAGGCUCCAUUAUUGGGCCUUACUGACCGACUGACUGGCCCAGGCUGGGAUUUAUAAUAGGCCAUUUUUAAAGGGACACUGUCAUAAUAUUUAUGGGGCACUUUUUAUCUCUAAAUGACACUGUUA